Molecule: messenger RNA, 288 nt
Organism: Strongylus vulgaris
Lineage: Eukaryota; Metazoa; Nematoda; Chromadorea; Rhabditida; Strongylidae
Source: the annotation of a GenBank genome assembly
AUGACGACGCGUUUGGAUGUGAUCUGCAUAAUGCUGGCGAUUUGCCAACUCGGACAAUCAGCAUCUGCUUCCGAAGACGAAGUGAAGGAAUUUCUAGGCAAAGUGUUCCAAGCAAGUAAUAAGGAGAACAUCAACAAGGUUUUCACAAUUCAAACAAAAAAUGAUGAGCUAAUUCUCGAAUCAAUGGAUGCAAAAGCUGCAAAGAACGCUGAUGGAACCCCUGCGAAUACUGUACAAAUUGUGGUAGGAAGCACCGGCGAGCAACGUGAGAUUACCGACAUAUCCUAA